AGCAGCCAGGCUGCCGGAGAGCAGAUCUCGGGGAUUCGGGUGCGGAGCCCUUGGCCUGGAGGCGAUAUGGGUGGUCCGUGGCCCGGUUCAGUCGCUCGCAACAGCCCGGGGAACAGGCCUGUCUGGCCCUGAGGGAGUCCCCUUUCUGAAGCUGUGGUGCUCGGAAGACCUGCUCUCUACGUUGCCGGGCACCUGUAGGUGUCCCUCGAGAGCUCAGUUUUGAGGUUCAAGUCAGUGUGGCCAUGAAGGGGCUGCCUAUUGGGCUGAUGCUGUGACCCCGGAGUCUGCCUUUCCUGCCAGUCCCCCGGCCCGGAACAUGUGGCUGCGGCUUGGCCUGCCCUCGCUGUCCCUGAGCCCCAAGCCCACAGUUGGCCGGAGCCUGUGCCUCACCCUGUGGUUCCUGAGCUUGGUGCUGAGGGCCAGUACCCAGGCCCCAGCACCCACAGUCAAUACUCACUUUGGGAAGCUAAGGGGUGCCCGGGUACCAUUGCCCAGUGAGAUCCUGGGGCCUGUGGACCAAUACCUUGGGGUGCCCUACGCAGCCCCCCCCAUCGGCGAAAAACGUUUCCUGCCCCCUGAACCACCCCCAUCCUGGUCGGGCAUCCGGAACGCCACACACUUUCCCCCAGUGUGCCCCCAGAACAUCCACACAGCUGUGCCCGAAGUCAUGCUCCCUGUCUGGUUCACGGCCAACUUGGAUAUCGUCGCUACUUACAUUCAGGAGCCCAACGAAGACUGCCUCUACCUGAACGUCUAUGUGCCCACGGAGGAUGUAAAGCGGAUUUCCAAGGAAUGCGCCCGAAAGCCCAACAAGAAAAUUUGUAGGAAAGGAGGAUCCGGCGCUAAGAAACAGGGCGAGGACUUAGCGGAUAAUGACGGGGAUGAAGAUGAAGACAUCCGGGACAGUGGCGCUAAGCCUGUCAUGGUCUACAUCCAUGGAGGCUCUUACAUGGAAGGGACAGGCAACAUGAUUGACGGCAGCGUCCUGGCCAGUUAUGGCAACGUCAUCGUCAUCACCCUCAACUAUCGGGUUGGAGUGCUAGGUUUCCUGAGCACUGGCGAUCAGGCUGCCAAGGGCAACUAUGGGCUCCUUGACCAAAUCCAGGCCCUCCGCUGGGUGAGCGAGAAUAUUGCCUUCUUCGGUGGUGAUCCCCGCCGUAUCACCGUCUUUGGCUCGGGCAUUGGCGCGUCCUGUGUCAGCCUCCUCACGCUGUCGCAUCACUCUGAGGGGCUUUUCCAGAGGGCCAUCAUCCAAAGUGGUUCUGCUCUGUCCAGCUGGGCUGUGAACUACCAACCAGUGAAGUACACCAGCCUGCUGGCAGACAAGGUAGGCUGUAACGUGCUAGACACCGUCGACAUGGUGGACUGUCUUCGGCAAAAGAGUGCCAAGGAGCUGGUAGAGCAGGACAUCCAGCCUGCCCGCUACCAUGUGGCCUUUGGCCCCGUGAUUGACGGUGAUGUCAUUCCUGAUGACCCGGAGAUUCUCAUGGAACAGGGCGAGUUCCUCAACUAUGACAUCAUGCUAGGCGUCAACCAGGGUGAGGGGCUCAAGUUUGUGGAAGGGGUGGUGGACCCUGAAGAUGGUGUCUCUGGCACUGACUUUGAUUACUCAGUCUCCAACUUUGUGGACAAUCUGUAUGGCUAUCCUGAGGGUAAGGACACCCUGCGGGAGACCAUCAAGUUCAUGUACACAGACUGGGCAGACCGUGACAAUCCUGAGACCCGCCGUAAAACACUGGUGGCACUCUUCACUGACCACCAGUGGGUGGAGCCCUCAGUGGUGACAGCUGAUCUGCACGCCCGCUAUGGCUCGCCUACCUACUUCUACGCCUUCUACCAUCACUGCCAGAGCCUCAUGAAGCCUGCUUGGUCAGACGCAGCUCAUGGGGAUGAAGUACCCUACGUUUUCGGUGUCCCUAUGGUAGGCCCCACUGACCUUUUCCCCUGCAACUUCUCCAAGAAUGACGUUAUGCUCAGUGCUGUCGUCAUGACCUACUGGACCAACUUUGCCAAGACCGGGGAUCCCAACAAGCCGGUCCCCCAGGACACCAAGUUCAUUCACACCAAGGCCAACCGCUUUGAGGAAGUGGCCUGGUCCAAAUACAAUCCCCGAGACCAGCUCUACCUUCACAUCGGCCUGAAGCCAAGGGUCCGCGAUCAUUACCGUGCCACUAAGGUGGCCUUUUGGAAACACCUGGUGCCCCACCUAUACAACCUGCAUGACAUGUUCCACUACACGUCCACAACCACCAAAGUGCCACCCCCGGAUACCACCCACAGCUCCCACAUCACCCGCAGGCCCAAUGGCAAGACCUGGAGCACCAAACGACCAGCCAUCUCACCUGCCUACAGCAAUGAGAAUGCCCAAGGGUCCUGGAACGGGGACCAGGAUGCAGGGCCGCUCCUGGUGGAGAACCCUCGUGACUACUCCACUGAAUUAAGCGUCACCAUCGCCGUGGGGGCCUCCCUCCUCUUCCUUAAUGUCCUGGCCUUCGCUGCCCUCUACUAUCGGAAGGACAAGCGGCGUCAGGAGCCCCUGCGGCAGCCCAGCCCUCAGAGGGGAGCCGGGGCUCCUGAAUUGGGAGCUGCUCCCGAGGAGGAGCUGGCAGCACUGCAGCUGGGCCCCACCCACCACGAGUGUGAGGCGGGUCCCCCCCAUGACACCCUGCGCCUCACUGCACUGCCCGACUACACGCUGACCCUGCGGCGCUCCCCUGAUGACAUCCCACUCAUGACCCCCAACACUAUCACUAUGAUCCCCAACUCCCUGGUGGGGCUGCAGACAUUGCACCCCUAUAACACCUUUGCCGCAGGGUUCAACAGUACCGGGCUGCCCCACUCACACUCCACCACCCGGGUAUAGCUGCAGCCCAGAGCACAGCAUAUAUCCCGGCUCUGUCCCUCCCGGAUCCACGAACACACACACACACACACACACACACACACACACACACACACACAUACACACACACACACACAGACAUAUAUGUAUACGCACGCACCCACACCCGACAGCAGACCCACCUGCACAAACAUAGACAGAUGUGGGCAUGCACCCGCAUGUGCAACAACACAAAUAAGGAAGUAAACCUGAACAAACCCUUCAAGUGGGGACGCAAACAAGUCCUUGGGGAACUGAGGACCCGUGGAACAGCAGCUGAAGCCGGCUCCCCGAGCCUGACCACAGACACUACUGGGGAGCCUGAAGCACCAGCUGGACACCCCCUUGGUGCUCGCCUUCCACCUCUCUUGGAACUGCACCACCGACCAACUCCAGACUUGGGAGCUUUAAAGAGCAGAGUAGCUCUUUCUCCCCCAGACUUGGUCUUUUUUCUGGGUCUUGUUUUUGUUGAUUUUUAAAAAAAAUUUUGGAACAAACGCUUCUCCAACCGAUGGGUGCAAAGAAGCUCCGGAAGGGAGGGCUCCAGGCCCAGGUCUCUCUGGCUCUGGAACUCCCAGUGCUCACACAAUCCGACCAAGGAACAUGGCCCCCAAGAAACAGGUUCCAGCAAAACCAUGGGGAGAAGGAGGAAGGGGCUCUCACUGGAUGGGGUUGGAGGGCCUUAGGGGGCAACUUGCCAGCCACCUCUGUAUCUCUGCGGAGGGCUGCAGAGACCACAGGGUGACCUGCGUCCCCCAGAGGCCAGGAGCAUCGGCCUAGCUAGACCAGGCAGGGGACUGCAAAUUUGGUGAAGGAGGUUUUGUGGAGGCCAUGUGAUUAUCGGUGCCCUGGGUACAAUCUGGGUUCUGCCUCUGCCCUUGGGGUAAUGCUAUCAGAAGUUCGCCCCAUUUUCUUUACAGAGUCUCUUUUGUGUCUGUCAUUUCUCUUUCAAAAAGGUGGUGUUUUUUGUUGUUGUUGGCUUUUUUUUUUUUUUAAAGAAAAGUUCUUAAAACACUAACGGAAACCCACGGAGUUUGUCCUUUGUAAAAAUUUUAAA
Molecule: messenger RNA, 3938 nt
Organism: Lagenorhynchus albirostris (white-beaked dolphin)
Lineage: Eukaryota; Metazoa; Chordata; Mammalia; Artiodactyla; Delphinidae
Gene: NLGN3
Product: neuroligin 3
Exons: 8
Coding region: 317-2863 (848 amino acids)
Biological process (GO): modulation of chemical synaptic transmission; postsynaptic membrane assembly; chemical synaptic transmission
Cellular component (GO): cell surface; synapse; postsynaptic specialization membrane
Molecular function (GO): neurexin family protein binding; signaling receptor activity
Source: RefSeq, a predicted model, not a curated record